CCUCCCCUGUCCCAGCACUGACACCAGGGCAGCCUGCACAGCACAUGAUGGCUCCUCUGUAGCUGCUGCACUCUGUCCACUGCUCUGCUGCUUCAGGGAGAACACAACAGCCAGGAUCAGAAGUGACACAACAAGCUCUGCUUUACCAUGGACACUGCAUCCAGCGAUCAGGCUCAGUUGCCUAGAAAUAUGAUAGAGAACAGUAUGUUUGAGGAAGAACCGGAUGUGGUUGACCUUGCUAAGGAACCUAACUUAAAUCCCCUGGAGUCUGAAGAAGUCGAAUAUGAACCACGAAGCUCUCGCCUGCUGGUGCGUGGCUUAGGAGAACACGAGAUGGAUGAUGAUGAAGAAGAUUAUGAAUCUUCGGCAAAACUUUUGGGCAUGUCAUUCAUGAACAGAAGUUCAGGUCUUCGAAACAAUGCAGGGAACUAUAGACAGGUUCAGGAGGGACUUUGUCCAGUUCCAUCGGCAAGAACUGUGAUUGUGAGCGUGGUACUUGUUGUGAUUUUAGUUUCUAUAGUUACAGUCAUUUAUUUGCUUCCAAAGUGUACAUUUACCAAAGAAGGCUGCCAUAAGAAAACUCAUCCAAUGAAGAUGAUAUACCCUAUUGCUAUGAACGGAGAACUCUUCCCAUGGACUAAAAGUAGACUUCCAAGCUACAUUAAACCAUUGGCAUAUGACAUUACUCUUUAUCCCAAUCUUACCACAAUGGAGUUUUCUGGCAAAGUUAAUAUUAGGCUCAGUAUUGUUGGGGACACAAAGACAAUUGUACUUCAUAGCUCAGGUCUUCAAGACAUACAAGCAAAUGCCACUUUACCAGGUGGUAACGUUCUUAGCCUUGCUGUUUUGGAAUAUCCAUCUUUCGAGAUGAUUGCUAUGGUUUUGCCUGAUACAUUGAUGAAAGGAACAGAAUGCCUGCUUACCAUUGAAUAUCAUUCAAACUUUUCAAGUUCUUACUAUGGAUUUUACAAAAUGUCAUAUUCUGAUGAAAAUAAAAAAAGGGUGUGGCUUGCAGCUACACAGUUUGAGCCCCUCGCAGCAAGAAAAGCUUUUCCCUGCUUUGAUGAACCGGCAUUUAAAUCCACAUUCCGACUAAAGAUCAAAAGAAGUGAAGAACAUAUUGCUCUAUCAAACAUGCCGAAGAGCAACACAACAGUACUCCCAGAUGGUCUUCUCCUUGAUGAAUUUGAAACCAGUGUAAAAAUGAGCACCUAUCUGGUUGCUAUUAUAGUGUCUGAUAUGAAAAAUGUAACUGCGGAUGUGAAUGGGACAUUGGUAUCUGUCUAUGCUAUACCACAGAAAAUUGACCAAGCGCAGUAUGCACUUCAUGCUUCCAUUACAUUACUUGAAUUUUUUUCGGAAUACUUCAGAAUUAAAUAUCCACUUGGAAAAUUAGACCUAGUGGCUAUACCAGACAUUCAAGCAGGAGCAAUGGAAAACUGGGGUCUGCUUACAUUCCGGGAGACCACACUUCUUUACAAAGAGAACUCCUCAUCACUUAUGGAUAAGCAGCUGAUCACUCAAGUCAUCGCUCAUGAGCUGGCCCAUCAGUGGUUUGGAAACCUUGUGACCAUGGAGUGGUGGAAUGAUCUAUGGCUAAAUGAAGGCUUCGCAACAUACAUGGAGUACUUUGCUUUGCAGUCAAAGUUUCAAGACCUGAAUGCCGAUGAUAACUUCCUGAAAGCGCGCUGUGAUGCCUUGGAAAAGGACUCAUUACAGACGACACAUCCUAUAUCUACCGAUGUGCAGUCUCCAGAGCAAAUAGAGGAAAUAUUUGAUGAACUUUCUUAUAUCAAGGGCUCUUCUAUUCUCCAGAUGCUGAAUGCUUUUCUCUCAAAAGAAGUCUUCCAUGAAUGUAUUGUUAAGUAUUUGCAAGAUCAUAAAUAUGAAACCACAAAGAGUGAUGGCUUAUGGGACAGCAUGAACCUGGUCACUAAAUCUAAUCCAGAUGUGAAGAACAUGAUGAAGACCUGGACUCAGCAAGCUGGAUAUCCUCUGGUGACUGUUCAAAAGAAAGGGAAGGAGGUUUUUGUGAGUCAGGAGCGAUUCCUACGAACUGUAAAUUCCGGCAAUGCAACAGGGAAUUCUAGCACCCUGUGGCAUGUGCCUCUCACUUAUACAUUCGGACCCUGUGAAGGAUCUACGUGUUAUAAUGCCUCCCUACUCAGUCAGAAACAAGAUAAAAUUAUUUUGCCAAGCGAGCCUUCCUGGGUGAAGUUUAACGUGAAGAUGGCGGGAUACUACAUUGUGGAUUAUGGUCAGAAUGGUUGGGACGCUCUUAUUAGUCAACUCCGUAACAAUCACACUGUCUUCGCUGCCAGUGAUCGAGCAAACCUGAUCCAUGACAUAUUUGUCCUUUCGGGUGUUGGAAAGAUCACGCUGUCCAAGGCAUUUGACCUCCUUGCUUAUCUUGUGAAUGAAACGGACAAUGCGCCCAUCAGACAGGUGCUUCAUCAGACCCACAUCAUCCAGAGUCUCCUAGCUAAGCAAGGUUAUAAUUUUCUAGCAGUGCAAUUGGAGCGGCGCAUCUUUGACCUUUUAAGCAAGCAAAUUAAGAAACAGGAGUGGACCGAUGAUGGGACAGUGUCUGAACAGGAACUAAGAUCAUUACUCUUAGAUUUAGCAUGUAAGCAUGGUGAUGCCAACUGCAUUGACAAUGCUACUAAGCUGUUCAAUAACUGGCGAAACAAUGGAACACGUCUCCCGACAGCUGUCAAGAAAGUUGUGUUUAAAGUUGGAGCCCACACAGAUGAUGGAUGGGCACAUCUAUACAGUAUGUACUCUGCAUCAUUGUCCGAAGCAGAGAAGAUCAAAAUGCUGGAGGGGCUUGCCAGCACAGAUAGUGGCAAAAAAUUACAGUGGUUGAUGUCAGACAGUCUUCAUGGAGACGGUAUAAGGUCACAGGACUUUCCCAUUGUUAUCCAUUUUAUCAGUAAGAACGUUCCCGGGUUUCUGCUGGCUUGGGAUUUUGUAAAGCAAAAUUGGGAUGAAAUUACUCAGAAAUUCCUUCCUGGCUCAUUUCCUAUACAAUCCAUUGUGACCCGGACUACUGCUCAUUUUGGCACAGAGGUUUAUUUAAAUGAGGUGAUUAACUUCUUCAAUUCUACUAAGGGUAAAAGCAAAGACAUGUGGUGCGUGAAAGAGUCCAUCGAAACCAUCAAACUGAACAUCCAGUGGCUCAACAAAAACCGUGACAAACUUGCCUGGUUGUAGCUCACCCCAACAAAAUUAGUGUCGGGUGACACACUUACAGGCCACUAAAAGCACAGCUCGUGUCAUACGUCCUGCAAUGUUGUGUGGACUUCUGGAAGGGUUCUUGAUAGCUCAGGGCUAAAAAAUAAAUUCUUUUGUAUGUUUGACUGUUUGUAUGAAGAGAGAGACUGUAUUUAUUACAGAGUUGUGAGAAUCACAAAGUUGCUACCCUGUACCGCACUGUGCCAAGAGUGGCUUCCAUGGUAAAGCAGUUUCUACGACCACUGUGCUUCACCUGCUUGGAGGGUCUAUGUGGCGCGUCCAACAGCACAAAUUCUGUGGAAUUCUAGACUAUCUGCAUAAUAAAUACAGCCAUAUUCACAAUGGAGAAUGGGAUUUGUUACUGGACAGGAACUUCUCUUAUGGUUUCUUACGUUUUAACACUGGACAAACUGUUUGAAAAAGAUUCUAAGAAUAUGUUAAAAGAAUCCAGCUGCCUUUCCCCCCUCAGGUUUUGCAUUUAGCUUGUGAAAAAAAAAAAGCUGCAAGGUCGUUCAUGCCGAAUCACUGCUGACCAGAAUGAUCUUUUUUAUACAGAGUGGUCACGUAUGUUUGUUUGCAGAUUUAAAAAAAAUGUAACGCAAUAGAGAAUGUGAAUUUCUCAGACUAGUAGUAGGCAAUAUAAAUGACUGACUGUUUUCAUGACUGUCUGCUGAGAUGCACUAUGUUUUAUACCUGGCUUGUGUUUUCUGAUAUUGCACUCUCCUGACCUGACAUAAAGGGGUACUCUGGAGGGAAAAAAAAAAUUAGCAACUGGUGCCAGCAAGUUAUACAGAUUUGUAAAUUACUUGUAUAUAAAAAAAAAAUCUUAAUUCUUUCAGUACUUAUCAGCUGCUGUAUUCUCCACAGUAAAUUAUGUAGUUCUUUCCAGUCUGACCAUAGCACACGCUGCUGCCAACUCUGUCCAUGUCAGGAACUGUCCAAAGCAGAAGCUAUCUCCAUAGGGAACCUCUCCUGCUCUGGACAGUUCCUCACACAGACAGAGGCUUCAGCAGAGAGCGCUGUGGUCGUACUGGAAAGAACUUCACAACUUCCUCUAGUAUACAGCAGCUGAUAUGUACUAGAAGGAUUAAGAGUUCUAAAUAGAAAUAACAUACAAAUCUAUGUAAAGUUCUGGCAUCAUUUGAAUCAAAAACAGAGUACCCCUUUAAUGUACAUGCUAAUUGAAUAAGUCCCACGCUACUUGUAUGAUAUCACUUACUUGGGAAGAAGUGCCGCAGUAUGUAUCGAUGUCAGUAAAGGGAAAUCAAAUUGUUUAUUAUUAAAUGACCUUUUCAAAUGGCAAUUUGGCAGCUUUUCUAUUAUUUAAAGUGCAG
Molecule: messenger RNA, 4568 nt
Organism: Hyla sarda
Lineage: Eukaryota; Metazoa; Chordata; Amphibia; Anura; Hylidae
Gene: LNPEP
Product: leucyl and cystinyl aminopeptidase
Exons: 18
Coding region: 148-3213 (1021 amino acids)
Biological process (GO): peptide catabolic process; proteolysis
Cellular component (GO): cytoplasm
Molecular function (GO): zinc ion binding; peptide binding; metalloaminopeptidase activity
Source: RefSeq, a predicted model, not a curated record